GAUGCCGAACAGGGAUCAUACUUGAGAUGGCUCAGGAUGUCAUAUGACACAGAGAAGACAUGCCUCUUGAUUCCUCAGGAAACUCGAGCAUCAUGUGUGUUCCACACAGCUGAUGAGAAAGAUGAAAUCCCAGACAUGGGAGAGGACAGUGUUUUAGAGAUGUUGAGCUACUCGAAGUUCAUGGACCUGGAGACAUGGCUGUGUAUGCCAUCAACGAUGCUACCCAGGAGUGUGGAAUCCACUCUCUCUGCCUCACCAUUGUCCUGCGAUAGUGACUCUGGAGACACAGAUAGCAGUAAGCCCCUACAGAGGGACUCCAUCUACCUGAACCAUGGCCAGCAGACGGAGAACCGCCUACGACCACCUUCCCCCAUGCUGUCUGUUUCCAUGCCCCCCGAGGCCCCUGUGGCUCUGCGGACCACCUCUACACCGGUUCUCAAGUCCAGCAUAGCCGCCUGUCCGGGGGGUGUGAGUUACAAGAAGCGGCGACGCCUGGCUGCCAGCCCUGGAGGUCUGCACUGGAGUGCCUCAGGGUCAGUGCUGCGUGACUAUGACAGAGGAGAGACAGCCUGUGCGAGGCAGGUGAAGCGCAGCCUUAAGCCCGCUGCCCAAGUGAGAUCGACCACCACUGCCCAUGCCGAUCUCUGGGGGGAUCGAGUAGCCCUGAGGAAGACUGUGUCAGUGGACGACAGACUUCUGCAGCCGUCACCCAGAGAGCUGCACCGCAGACUGCUUAGCCGGCUGGAGAGAGGAAAGAAGAAACUCAGAAACAUCCAUAGUCUUGGGGCAACUGGGAGAUAUGAAACCCGUGCAAAAUCUGAGAGCAAGAUCUCCCGCCUGGCUCAGAAACUCAACCAAAGGCAGAGCAAUGCAGCGCUGAUCAGGGACUUUCGACCACUUCUCUUCUUCAGCGGUUCUCCAGGGAGCUCGCAGAGCCUUGACAGGACCUUCUCUGUUAGCAUGACCCAGCAGAUGCAGAACCUGCAGCUAACCCAAAGCAAGAAGGGGGCAGGCCCCGCCUCCCCGAGUGCGGCCAAGCGCCUGUACCGCAACCUGUCUGAGAAGCUGAAAGGCAGCCAUUCCUCUUUUGAGGACGUCUACUUCUUUGGCCGCUCAGAUCGCGUCCGCAAAGCCUCGAAUGUGCACAGCAGCGAGGCUCUUUUCGAGGUGGUGGAGCAGCAGGACCUGGAUGGCGUACAGAUCCUGCUGUACCAGUACACGGCUGACGAGCUAGACCUCAACACACCCAACAGCGAGGGCCUGACCCCACUCGACAUCUCCAUCAUGACCAACAAUGUGCCCAUUGCCAAACUGCUGCUCAAAGCAGGUGCCAAGGAAAGCCCACAUUUUGUGAGCCAGGAGCGCCGGGAGGCCCAUCUCUCAGCGUUGGUGCAGGAGGCUCAGAGGAGAGCCAGUGAGCUGUCCACGCAGGUGAUGAGGGAGAACCUGAGUCUGGAGCCGUCUGACAAGGAGAAGCAGCUCAAGGCCUGGGAGUGGAGAUGCAAGCUCUACAAACGCAUGCGCACCGGCUUUGAGCACGCACAGGCUCCAGAGGCUCCGGCGGCUGUGCGCUUGACUGUGAGCAGCAGUACGUCUCUGACUGUCACCUUCCAGGAACCAGUAAGCAUGAACUCAGCUGUGGUCACCAAAUAUAAAGUGGAUUGGAGCUGUCUAAAGGACUUCUCUUUAUUAGUGGGAGAGAUGAUCCUAGAGAAUCUCCAGUCUCUCAGGUGCACAAUAACAGGUCUUACUACGGGAAGACAGUACUAUGUCCGGGUAUCUGCAUACAACAUGAAGGGCUGGGGACGAGCGCAGCCCUCUCAGCCCCCUUGUGCUGUUCCCUCCAACUGGAAGGAGUGUGAUGGACGAGAGUCCCGUCGGAGAGGGCAUGUUGAGGCCAUGGAGAGGCUGCUCCAGCAGGUCCGCGCCACACACCAACACUACAGCUGUGGAGACAUGUUGAAGCUGCAGAACUCCAGCCGGAAGCAGUCGGUCUCGAGAAGCCUGAAACAUCUCUUUCAUUCCUCCACUAAAUUUGUUAAAAGUCUUAAAAGAGGGAUCUACAUAGCCGCAGUGUUUUAUCACAAGGACAGUCUGCUGGUGACUAAUGAGGACCAGAUCCCCAUCGUGGAGGCGGAGGACUCCUACAGCAGCUCCCUCAUGCAGGACUUUCUGUGGUUUACCAAGCUGUCCUGUAUGUGGGAGGAUGUCCGAUGGCUAAGGCAGAGCAUGGCUAUUUCCACAUCCUCCUCCUCCACAUUGCAGUCCAGGCAGAAGAUGCUGGUGGCGGCUGGUCAGCUCCAGAACCUUCUGGGCACCCACAACCUGGGCCGGGUCCACUACGAGCCAAUUAAGGAUCGCCAUGGCAACGUGCUGCUGGUGACCGUAAGAGAGAUGGAGAGCCUGUAUUCCUUCUUUAAUGGGAAGUGGAUGCAGGUAUCCAAAUUGCAGAGCCAGAGGAAGUCUCUGUCCACGCCCGAGGAGCCAUAUGCCCUGGACAUUCUGCUCAUCACCAUACAGGACACCCUAGCGUACCAGCGGCGCAGCCAGCACCGACUGUCUCCAGGGCUUUACCUCGGCUACCUGAAGCUCAGCAGCUCUGUGGACCAGAUCAAGGUGCUGGUCCCACAGCGAACCCCCAACAUGCUCUGCCAUGCCAGAAUACGGGACAACUGGAACGUCUCGAGAGAUGAGUGGGAAUGGCUGCAGACUCUGUCUGGCCCAGUAGAGGUGGAAAGAGCAGAUCAGGAGGCAGAGUGCCAUGCUCCCCUGCUCCUUCCAGAGCUCCAGACAGCCAUUAAGAGUCUGCUCCGCCAGAUCAAUCUACCUCUGCACCAGGCCAAGCACUUUCGUCUGUACACACAGGAGGUGCUAGAGCUGGGUCACAAUGUGUCCUUUCUUUUGCUGCUGCCUGCCUCAGACGACGUGUGCACAGCGCCAGGCCAGGCCAAUCACUACACGCCCCACUCAGGCUUCCUUAACCUCCCUCUUCAAAUGUUUGAGCUCGUUCACUUCUGUGCGUAUAAGGAGAGGUUUAUCAGUCUGUAUUGCCGUCUGUCCUUGGUUCUCGACCUGGACGCCUUGAUAACCCAGCAGGCACUCAGAGAAGCCAUUACUGACUCUGAACUCUCCACUGCUAAACAGAGACACCAGCAUAUACUGGACUACAUUCAGCAAAUGGAUGAAAUGUGGCGGGAUAUACGGUGGAUCACUGAUGCCCUGCAGUAUGCCCGUUAUAAGCAGCCUCUGGGUGGAAUGCCAAUCACCUGGCUGGUGAAUGCCAGUGCAGAGCCUGUAACACAGAAGAAUGACUCCACUUCCUCAAACACUGACUACCUGCCAACUCCCUCUCCCUCCCCUGAGAUGAGGAGAAGAAAAGCUACAAGUGACUCCCAACCAGGCUCGGAUGAAGAGGGCUGCUCCGAGGUCUUCCUCCCCACAGACAGCGACUAUGACUCAAGUGAUGCCCUGAGUCCACGGGAUCUAGACCUGGUCUACUCCUCUGCUCAGGAUCUGUCCCAUCAGGCUGUGCAUGCCCUGAGCGGCAGUGCUCCAGAUGUCCUACAGAUGCAUGACCUCAAAUACAGUGCCAUCUCCAAGGUCAGUCUGGACACUGAGUCCUGCACUAAGGACAUGGAGGAGCUCUCCCUGUCUGCCUAUUCCACCAAGUCCUCGGACAGGGCAUCUCGCUGCAAGUUUCUAAUUGACCCGCCACCCAAGCGGAAGCUGCUCUCCAAGAGCCAUCCCCAGAGGAGCUAUUUUGGUGGGCCCCACCGCUGGCUACGUGUGCAGAGUGAGAGCCAGGCAUCCUCGCUCUCUGAGGGAGUGUACACCCGGCAGAGUGACCUGGACCUGCCCCUGGAGCUCCCUCUGUCUUUACCACACUCCCCGUCUGCCUCCUACCGCUUGGAUGAGAGGAAGGCUGCUUCUAGAGACAGCAAGCCAAACGUGCGCAGGAUCUUUGUGGAGUCCUGCAGUACGACAUCCCCCACCAGAGCUGGUGCUGACUGGCUGGAGGAGAGAGAGGAAGAAGACCCAGGGGCCACUGUGAGGGAGACGUUGUCCAUGUUCGGUGUUGACUCGGAAGCUCAGGAUGUGGAUUCAGAUGACCAAACAAAUGAUCAAGUUUCUGAAAUACUCAGCAGCACACUUUAGAAUGAACCCUCUUGCAUCACUGUAUCAUGUUGGUGUGUCUUGUCAUAUUGCCACCAAAUUGCCUCUAAACUCCACAAUAACUUCAUUUUUAAGCAUGUAGACUCAAUGUUGUAAAAGAUGGAAUUUUACCCUAACUAAUUAUUGCAACCUCUUGGUAAAAUGUAGAAAAAUAAUAUUGAAAGUUGCUGGUCAACUCUGUAGGACUCAUAAUCCGUGGCUCUGACUGUUAAAAUGCUGAAUCUUAAUGCAACAUGAAAUAAAGUGCUGCUUUUACCUUUGAACUUGAAACUGCUUAUGCAUAGACUGGUAUCAUAGGUAAAAAGUGAAAAGUAGUACUUUUACUCCAUCUCUGAUUAUGGCUUUCAGAUAUAGCCACAUGUUAUGAAAUAUUUGUGUUUUGCCCUCAAAAGCAUCUUGGUUAAUCAGGCAUAAUUUGGAUGUCCAGGGAAAUUAUUUUGUCUACUGGCACAGAAAAAAAAUUAGACUGGGGUUGCUCCUAAUGAUUCUCCCCUAAAAGAUGCAACAGUCUGAUAAGUUACGCAGAUGUUAAGUACAAUUUGUGUAAUAAGAAGUCCUAAUCUCUUUAUGCAGAAGAUAUAAGACACUUCAGUAUCUGAAAAUGGUGUCUGUUUAGAUUCGCUUGAGGCUAGACUUGGGUUCUGAGUAUUAAACAGGACAUUGUAAAAGGGUUCACUCCAGAUGAAGGCAAUGUGUGAGUGAAAGCUAAUCCUCUACAAACAUGCAAAGCGGUUUUUAGGACUUUUUAAUUGUAGUCAUAGGGAGCGCACACAUUAUUUUCAGAGUUCAGUGAACAGGUUGCGACUGUCUUAGCAAAUGCCUUGAGGUGUAUACUUUUUCUUUGUUUAGGAGGAUUUGUGGUGUGCAGUUCUUCUCUGAAGUAUUAGUGGUGUGAUCCAUUUGUCCUCAUUCUUUGUGAUGCUGGCUAGCCUAUUAGCCUUAAAAUAAAUGAAAAUGUCUCGUCUUGUAUGAAAAGACAGGUAGAAAGUGUGCUUUAGAGAGCUGUUUGCAUCCUAUGCAUGAUGAAUGCAGCAGAAAUUCAUAUAUUUACUAGCCUUUUGCCCUUAUAAAGAGUGAUGCCACCUUGUUUCUUUUUUGGUACUGCAAAUUUGUACCUCUAUAUGAAGGGUGUACACCACUUUAUUUGAAAGGUAUUUGAGUAUUUGGGUAUAUUGCAACUAAAAUAAAUAAUAAAUUAUCGUACUCUGACAUUUGGUGUCAUAAGCCAUAGAGAUUUUUACUGUAUAGACAAAUAUAAAGAAAUAUAGUAAGGAGGUUUAAGUACUGCACUGAGAGAGGCUCUGUAUGUAUUGAGCCAGGGUUUUGCUCUUUGUAAGUACGGCAUGCAUUUAGCUCAUGAUGGUUAUUCCACAGAGGUUUA
Molecule: messenger RNA, 5554 nt
Organism: Electrophorus electricus (electric eel)
Lineage: Eukaryota; Metazoa; Chordata; Actinopteri; Gymnotiformes; Gymnotidae
Gene: ankfn1a
Product: ankyrin repeat and fibronectin type III domain containing 1a
Biological process (GO): regulation of establishment of bipolar cell polarity; establishment of mitotic spindle orientation
Cellular component (GO): spindle
Molecular function (GO): protein binding
Source: RefSeq, a predicted model, not a curated record